Molecule: messenger RNA, 6741 nt
Organism: Closterium sp. Yama58-4
Lineage: Eukaryota; Viridiplantae; Streptophyta; Zygnematophyceae; Desmidiales; Closteriaceae
Source: the annotation of a GenBank genome assembly
CACCGCCAGCGUCAUCAGCCGAACAGGUGGACGAUCAGGAUUGGCUGGACCCGCCGUCGCUGCUGUCGAAGCAAUCCCUCCCACCACCAGCAGCACGAGCAGAAGCAGCUGGAACGGGGGAGGUGCAGCCAGCAGGGCUGGUGGCUGGGGUAAAGGAGAUUCUGCAACGCCUGCUGGACGUGGGGUUUCUGCAGGCCUACACCGUGGAGUGGGUGGAAGCAGCAGGCGGUGGGGCAGAGUGGGACAAGGAUCGCCGCGGCAGCAUGCAAGUGAAGGUGCAGGGGCCGGCCAAUCUGGAUGGGGCAGUGCUGCUGCUAGCCGAGUGUAAUUAUGCUCAGCGCUACUCCUCCUCCAUCAUCCGAGCCUUCUUUGAGCGAAUGGGGGUGCAGGCUGACGUGGACGAAUACUUCUACAGGGAGAAACUCAAUUACAAGCCCAAGUCGCUUCUCGAGCAGGCAGUCCUGUCACUUGGUGACCCUCUUGUGCCAGUGGUGAAUCAGAAACCCAACCAUCGCGAAGCUUCUCGCCGUCGCGCCGCCGCGAUCGCUAAUCCCGCGCGUCUCCCCGUGUUCCCCGGCCGUCUCCUCUCUUCUCCUGUCGUCAUGAAGCGCUACGAGCAGCGGCGGUCUGGCCUGUGUGGCCUCGCCGCACUCGUCGCGGGUCUCGUCGUCGCCAUCAGCUUCCUCGCGACCCACGCCAGCGCCGAUGACGUUCGUGACCUCCACUUCGCGACCCACGCCAGCGCUGAUGACGAUGGUGAGUGGGCUGACCGACUGGCACCCACCAUGGCACCCACCAUGGCACCCACCAUGGCACCCACCAUGGCACCCACCAUGGCACCCACCAUGGCACCCACCAUGGCACCCACCAUGGCACCCACCAUGGCACCCACCAUGGCACCCACCAUGGCACCCACCAUGGCACCCACCAUGCUGUUCACUCUUGCUAUUGUUGAGGUGCCUCCCAAGAUUGCCUCAAAAACUCGCGACUCAAGCCAGCGCGUUUCGAUCAGGUUCCUCGUGACCCACGCCAGCGCUGUGGUUCCUGGCGGUGAGUGGACUGUGGUGUUCACUCUUGCUUCUCGCCCUCUUGCUUCUCACCCUCUUGCUUCUCGCCCUCUUGCUUCUCGCCCUCUUGCUUCUCGCCCUCUUGCUUCUCGCCCUCUUGCUUCUCGCCCUCUUGCUUCUCGCCCUCUUGCUUCUCGCCCUCUUGCUUCUCGCCCUCUUGCUUCUCGCCCUCUUGCUUCUCGCCCUCUUGCUUCUCGCCCUCUUGCUUCUCGCCCUCUUGCUUCUCGCCCUCUUGCUUCUCGCCCUCUUGCUUCUCGCCCUCUUGCUUCUCGCCCUCUUGCUUCUCGCCCUCUUGCUUCUCGCCCUCUUGCUUCUCGCCCUCUUGCUUCUCGCCCUCUUGCUUCUCGCCCUCUUGCUUCUCGCCCUCUUGCUUCUCGCCCUCUUGCUUCUCGCCCUCUUGCUUCUCGCCCUCUUGCUUCUCGCCCUCUUGCUUCUCGCCCUCUUGCUUCUCGCCCUCUUGCUUCUCGCCCUCUUGCUUCUCGCCCUCUUGCUUCUCGCCCUCUUGCUUCUCGCCCUCUUGCUUCUCGCCCUCUUGCUUCUCGCCCUCUUGCUUCUCGCCCUCUUGCUUCUCGCCCUCUUGAUUUCCACACGGAAACCCGAUUCGCAUGGUGGGUGCCGUUUUGGGUGAGCAUCCAGAGAGUGGGUGGGGCAGUGGGUGGGAGCAGGAGUGGGGAUGAGCGGUGGAGUGGGGAUGAGCGGUGGAGUGGGGAUGAGCGGUGGAGUGGGGAUGAGCGGUGGAGUGGGGAUGAGCGGUGGAGUGGGGAUGAGCGGUGGAGUGGGGAUGAGCGGUGGAGUGUGGAUGAGCGGUGGAGUGGGGAUGAGCGGUGGAGUGUGGAUGAGCGGUGGAGUGUGGAUGAGCGGUGGAGUGGGGAUGAGCGGUGGAGUGUGGAUGAGCGGUGGAGUGUGGAUGAGCGGUGGAGUGUGGAUGAGCGGUGGAGUGUGGAUGAGCGGUGGAGUGGGGAUGAGCGGUGGAGUGUGGAUGAGCGGUGGAGUGGGGAUGAGCGGUGGAGUGUGGAUGAGCGGUGGAGUGGGGAUGAGCGGUGGAGUGGGGAUGAGCGGUGGAGUGUGGAUGAGCGGUGGAGUGUGGAUGAGCGGUGGAGUGGGGAUGAGCGGUGGAGUGGGGAUGAGCGGUGGAGUGUGGAUGAGCGGUGGAGUGUGGAUGAGCGGUGGAGUGUGGAUGAGCGGUGGAGUGUGGAUGAGCGGUGGAGUGUGGAUGAGCGGUGGAGUGUGGAUGAGCGGUGGAGUGUGGAUGAGCGGUGGAGUGGGGAUGAGCGGUGGAGUGGGGAUGAGCGGUGGAGUGGGGAUGAGCGGUGGAGUGGGGAUGAGCGGUGGAGUGUGGAUGAGCGGUGGAGUGUGGAUGAGCGGUGGAGUGUGGAUGAGCGGUGGAGUGGGGAUGAGCGGUGGAGUGGGGAUGAGCGGUGGAGUGUGGAUGAGCGGUGGAGUGUGGAUGAGCGGUGGAGUGUGGAUGAGCGGUGGAGUGUGGAUGAGCGGUGGAGUGUGGAUGAGCGGUGGAGUGGGGAUGAGCGGUGGAGUGUGGAUGAGCGGUGGAGUGUGGAUGAGCGGUGGAGUGUGGAUGAGCGGUGGAGUGGGGAUGAGCGGUGGAGUGUGGAUGAGCGGUGGAGUGUGGAUGAGCGGUGGAGUGUGGAUGAGCGGUGGAGUGGGGAUGAGCGGUGGAGUGGGGAUGAGCGGUGGAGUGUGGAUGAGCGGUGGAGUGGGGAUGAGCGGUGGAGUGGGGAUGAGCGGUGGAGUGGGGAUGAGCGGUGGAGUGGGGAUGAGCGGUGGAGUGUGGAUGAGCGGUGGAGUGUGGAUGAGCGGUGGAGUGUGGAUGAGCGGUGGAGUGUGGAUGAGCGGUGGAGUGUGGAUGAGCGGUGGAGUGGGGAUGAGCGGUGGAGUGUGGAUGAGCGGUGGAGUGUGGAUGAGCGGUGGAGUGUGGAUGAGCGGUGGAGUGGGGAUGAGCGGUGGAGUGUGGAUGAGCGGUGGAGUGGGGAUGAGCGGUGGAGUGUGGAUGAGCGGUGGAGUGGGGAUGAGCGGUGGAGUGGGGAUGAGCGGUGGAGUGUGGAUGAGCGGUGGAGUGGGGAUGAGCGGUGGAGUGUGGAUGAGCGGUGGAGUGUGGAUGAGCGGUGGAGUGGGGAUGAGCGGUGGAGUGGGGAUGAGCGGUGGAGUGUGGAUGAGCGGUGGAGUGUGGAUGAGCGGUGGAGUGGGGAUGAGCGGUGGAGUGUGGAUGAGCGGUGGAGUGUGGAUGAGCGGUGGAGUGUGGAUGAGCGGUGGAGUGUGGAUGAGCGGUGGAGUGUGGAUGAGCGGUGGAGUGUGGAUGAGCGGUGGAGUGGGGAUGAGCGGUGGAGUGUGGAUGAGCGGUGGAGUGGGGAUGAGCGGUGGAGUGUGGAUGAGCGGUGGAGUGGGGAUGAGCGGUGGAGUGUGGAUGAGCGGUGGAGUGGGGAUGAGCGGUGGAGUGUGGAUGAGCGGAGGAGUGUGGAUGAGCGGUGGAGUGGGGAUGAGCGGUGGAGUGGGGAUGAGCGGUGGAGUGUGGAUGAGCGGUGGAGUGGGGAUGAGCGGUGGAGUGUGGAUGAGCGGUGGAGUGUGGAUGAGCGGUGGAGUGGGGAUGAGCGGUGGAGUGUGGAUGAGCGGUGGAGUGUGGAUGAGCGGUGGAGUGUGGAUGAGCGGUGGAGUGUGGAUGAGCGGUGGAGUGGGGAUGAGCGGUGGAGUGUGGAUGAGCGGUGGAGUGGGGAUGAGCGGUGGAGUGUGGAUGAGCGGUGGAGUGGGGAUGAGCGGUGGAGUGGGGAUGAGCGGUGGAGUGUGGAUGAGCGGUGGAGUGUGGAUGAGCGGUGGAGUGGGGAUGAGCGGUGGAGUGGGGAUGAGCGGUGGAGUGUGGAUGAGCGGUGGAGUGGGGAUGAGCGGUGGAGUGUGGAUGAGCGGUGGAGUGUGGAUGAGCGGUGGAGUGGGGAUGAGCGGUGGAGUGGGGAUGAGCGGUGGAGUGUGGAUGAGCGGUGGAGUGUGGAUGAGCGGUGGAGUGGGGAUGAGCGGUGGAGUGGGGAUGAGCGGUGGAGUGGGGAUGAGCGGUGGAGUGUGGAUGAGCGGUGGAGUGUGGAUGAGCGGUGGAGUGUGGAUGAGCGGUGGAGUGUGGAUGAGCGGUGGAGUGUGGAUGAGCGGUGGAGUGUGGAUGAGCGGUGGAGUGUGGAUGAGCGGUGGAGUGGGGAUGAGCGGUGGAGUGUGGAUGAGCGGUGGAGUGGGGAUGAGCGGUGGAGUGUGGAUGAGCGGUGGAGUGGGGAUGAGCGGUGGAGUGUGGAUGAGCGGUGGAGUGGGGAUGAGCGGUGGAGUGGGGAUGAGCGGUGGAGUGUGGAUGAGCGGAGGAGUGUGGAUGAGCGGUGGAGUGUGGAUGAGCGGUGGAGUGGGGAUGAGCGGUGGAGUGUGGAUGAGCGGUGGAGUGUGGAUGAGCGGUGGAGUGUGGAUGAGCGGUGGAGUGUGGAUGAGCGGUGGAGUGGGGAUGAGCGGUGGAGUGUGGAUGAGCGGUGGAGUGGGGAUGAGCGGUGGAGUGUGGAUGAGCGGUGGAGUGUGGAUGAGCGGUGGAGUGUGGAUGAGCGGAGGAGUGUGGAUGAGCGGUGGAGUGGGGAUGAGCGGUGGAGUGGGGAUGAGCGGUGGAGUGUGGAUGAGCGGUGGAGUGGGGAUGAGCGGUGGAGUGUGGAUGAGCGGUGGAGUGUGGAUGAGCGGUGGAGUGGGGAUGAGCGGUGGAGUGUGGAUGAGCGGUGGAGUGUGGAUGAGCGGUGGAGUGUGGAUGAGCGGUGGAGUGUGGAUGAGCGGUGGAGUGGGGAUGAGCGGUGGAGUGUGGAUGAGCGGUGGAGUGGGGAUGAGCGGUGGAGUGUGGAUGAGCGGUGGAGUGGGGAUGAGCGGUGGAGUGGGGAUGAGCGGUGGAGUGUGGAUGAGCGGUGGAGUGUGGAUGAGCGGUGGAGUGGGGAUGAGCGGUGGAGUGGGGAUGAGCGGUGGAGUGUGGAUGAGCGGUGGAGUGGGGAUGAGCGGUGGAGUGUGGAUGAGCGGUGGAGUGUGGAUGAGCGGUGGAGUGGGGAUGAGCGGUGGAGUGGGGAUGAGCGGUGGAGUGUGGAUGAGCGGUGGAGUGUGGAUGAGCGGUGGAGUGGGGAUGAGCGGUGGAGUGGGGAUGAGCGGUGGAGUGGGGAUGAGCGGUGGAGUGUGGAUGAGCGGUGGAGUGUGGAUGAGCGGUGGAGUGUGGAUGAGCGGUGGAGUGUGGAUGAGCGGUGGAGUGUGGAUGAGCGGUGGAGUGUGGAUGAGCGGUGGAGUGUGGAUGAGCGGUGGAGUGGGGAUGAGCGGUGGAGUGUGGAUGAGCGGUGGAGUGGGGAUGAGCGGUGGAGUGUGGAUGAGCGGUGGAGUGGGGAUGAGCGGUGGAGUGUGGAUGAGCGGUGGAGUGGGGAUGAGCGGUGGAGUGGGGAUGAGCGGUGGAGUGUGGAUGAGCGGAGGAGUGUGGAUGAGCGGUGGAGUGUGGAUGAGCGGUGGAGUGGGGAUGAGCGGUGGAGUGUGGAUGAGCGGUGGAGUGUGGAUGAGCGGUGGAGUGUGGAUGAGCGGUGGAGUGUGGAUGAGCGGUGGAGUGGGAUGAGCGGUGGAGUGUGGAUGAGCGGUGGAGUGGGGAUGAGCGGUGGAGUGUGGAUGAGCGGUGGAGUGUGGAUGAGCGGUGGAGUGGGGAUGAGCGGUGGAGUGGGGAUGAGCGGUGGAGUGUGGAUGAGCGGUGGAGUGUGGAUGAGCGGUGGAGUGGGGAUGAGCGGUGGAGUGGGGAUGAGCGGUGGAGUGUGGAUGAGCGGUGGAGUGUGGAUGAGCGGUGGAGUGUGGAUGAGCGGUGGAGUGUGGAUGAGCGGUGGAGUGGGGAUGAGCAGUGGAGUGGGGAUGAGCGGUGGAGUGUGGAUGAGCGGUGGAGUGGGGAUGAGCGGUGGAGUGUGGAUGAGCGGUGGAGUGGGGAUGAGCGGUGGAGUGUGGAUGAGCGGUGGAGUGUGGCAACAACACUUACUGAUCCCCCCUGCAGCCGCGUGUGCCGACGUUGACUGUGGGAGGAGUGCUUAUUGCUCUUUGAGGGAUGAUGGUUCCAAAAAGUGCCUUUGCUUCGAUGAUUCUCGCUUCGACGAUGCGACCAAGACGUGCAUUCACGACGCGUGCACGCCAGUGGUCUGUGCUCCGAAUGCAACCUGCGUUGUGCUCAGCAAUGGCAAUCCCGACUGCCAGUGCGGUGAUGGGUUCAUCCAAGACCCACUCAAGAAGACGUGCAGCCCCGGUGAGUGCAGCCCCGAGUCCAGCAAGACGUGCAUUGUUGACGUGUGUGCCGACACGGAUUGCGGGCUGAGAGCCAAGUGCAACGUCAUGGGUGACGGCUCUGCCGAAUGCCAGUGCGGGCCCGGAAGUAUCUUCCGUGAAUCCGACAAAGAGUGCAUCGCUGACGUGUGUAAUAACUCGCCGUGCGGUGCAAGUGCAAAGUGCAUCAGGACGGGUGAUUUCACUCGCCAGUGCCAGUGCAACAACGGUUUUGUCUUCCAAGAGGCUGACAAGACGUGCAUUCCUGCAAAAGACCCUUGCAAGGCAGGCAAAGUGAAGUGCGGCAAGAACUUCAAGUGCGUUGUGAAGAACGGCAAGGGCGCUUGCGAGUGUGGGGACGGCUACACCAAGAGGAACAACCAGUGCAUUG